CGGUCAUCAAGCAAGGUCCGGAAUUAAUGGAGUGAUGCCUUCGACGCCCACCUGCGCGCAAUUAGCUUUCUCAUGCUGCUGGAUGCUCGGUCGAUGCACACACUGCAAUGACUGCGCGAAUCCCAAGAGUAGCUCUCGUACCUUGCAGAGUGACCCCUUCGGCCCGUGCAUCGCGGCGGUUCUGCUCGGCUAUGGCUCAGCUACAUCAGCGUCAUCCACACUCGUGACUAGAAUCAGCGCAGAUCUAGUACUUCUUCAAGACAUCGCCACUACCCAUCACAAUUCACAAAGAUCACAGCGGUGAUAAGGGCGGCGCUAUUCAUCACUCUUGCCCAGCUUUGGGUCACAGUGAAAGGUCUGAUGAGUGUCACGCGCGGGUGGCAGCACGCACACGUACGUACACAUUUGGGAUGAUUUCUCUAUCCCAUGGAUGGCUUCAUGCAGCUCGGAAAGUCGCCUCCGCCCGCACUUUCGACGCCCUGCUCAUCCUCUUCUGAGCAGACAGCAAUAACCG
Ceraceosorus guamensis is the source of this 514-nucleotide messenger RNA. RefSeq lists its product as hypothetical. Bases 35 to 304 code for a protein of 89 amino acids. The record is from RefSeq and is a predicted model, not a curated record. The transcript has a single exon. NCBI's taxonomy places the organism in Eukaryota, Fungi, Basidiomycota, Exobasidiomycetes, Ceraceosorales, Ceraceosoraceae.